AUGAUUGGGAAGAGCUGGUCCGUCAUCCAACAUAAUAUCCAGAUUGAAUUUGCGAUUAUGUCCCUUAUUCUCAACUCAACUCUCAUUUUCCUAAUCCUCCGUCAUUCUCCAAAGUCACUAGUUGUGUAUGGUGCAAUAUGGGGAUGGGUGGCAUAUGACCCAGUUGGACAACAACCGGCUACCGGGGAGCAUAUCAAGCAGGAAAACAACAUUCUAGAGACUUUUGAUCUGGAAUUGGAGGAUAUGGUUUAUAUUGGACCAUACUUUUACCAAAAGUUACCAAACGGAACGUAUGAAGUGGAUAUAAUGUCAAUCACCGGAAUGUCCAUUGUCUACAUCAUUGUCUCUUCUUCGUUUUUUACCAUCUUCUAUUUUGGAAUCAAAUGUUAUCGGAUUAUUUCUCAACUGGUCCCAUCUACAUCUUCUUAUCGAAGCAAACAACUUCAGUCUCAUUUGUUCUGGGCUCUUGUCACUCAGACAAUGAUUCCAGUGAUUCUAAUGCACACUCCUGUCACUCUUGUUUACGCAUUUGCUCUUUUGGAUCAGGAUAUCGGUAUGCUCAGUGGUUUCGUUUCAAUGACAAUUGCUGCUUAUCCGGCAAUUGACCCACUUCCAAGUCUUCUGAUAAUUCCAUGUUAUCGGGGAGCGUUGAAAAAGUAUCUCCCUUGCUGUCGAAGACCAAAGGAUACUCAACAAGAGACCACUAAUCCAGCUGGUCCCCGUACCGCAUCCAUUCUCAGCGUUAAACCAACAUAA
Messenger RNA from Caenorhabditis briggsae, 756 nucleotides. The record is from RefSeq and is a predicted model, not a curated record. Gene Ontology annotation, biological process: G protein-coupled receptor signaling pathway; olfactory behavior. The transcript has 4 exons. NCBI's taxonomy places the organism in Eukaryota, Metazoa, Nematoda, Chromadorea, Rhabditida, Rhabditidae. The coding region runs from base 1 to 756 and encodes 251 amino acids. Gene Ontology annotation, molecular function: G protein-coupled olfactory receptor activity.